Molecule: messenger RNA, 3251 nt
Organism: Anopheles funestus (African malaria mosquito)
Lineage: Eukaryota; Metazoa; Arthropoda; Insecta; Diptera; Culicidae
Gene: muc
Product: dihydrolipoyllysine-residue acetyltransferase component of pyruvate dehydrogenase complex, mitochondrial
Exons: 7
Coding region: 313-1842 (509 amino acids)
Biological process (GO): pyruvate decarboxylation to acetyl-CoA
Cellular component (GO): pyruvate dehydrogenase complex
Molecular function (GO): dihydrolipoyllysine-residue acetyltransferase activity
Source: RefSeq, a predicted model, not a curated record
UAAUAAUUAUUUAUCAACGAAAUAUUUAGUUUAAUCGGUGUACCAACACUUCGUCCCUGGUGCCAGCGGUGUACCGCAAAAUAACGCGAUUCUUCCCCGAUCCGUUUGCAGAAGUUGCAGCCUAGCCAAAACGCGUGCGAGCAAGUGAAAAGAGUUCCGUACACUUUUUUCGCCAAGGUCGCCGCGGUCGGUCGAAAAGUGAAGAGUGCAAACGAUCUCGUCCUUCCAGCAAUUUCCAAAACUUCCCGUUAACCAAUCUUGACUGCCGGACACACACAACCUUUCUGCUAGAAGCGAUUGGACACUGCUAAAAUGUUACGAACGAUCAUCGUACGAAACGAGAAUCUCCUGCUGCAAGGAUCGAUCCGAAAAAUACUGAAAGGAACUGCCAUCCGCUCGCUUAGCAGUGAGUGUGCCAAACGAUCAGCCGCCGGACACCGCAGAAACUCGCACAACCUAUCGAACGGCCGCAACAACCUUAAAGCGGUAACAUGGAGAACGAACUUUGUCCGAGGAUAUUGCAGCGGAUUCCCGGCACACUCGAAGGUCCUGCUUCCGGCGCUGUCCCCCACGAUGGAGCUCGGCACUAUCGUCAGCUGGGAGAAGAAGGAAGGCGACAAGCUGAAUGAAGGUGAUUUGCUGGCGGAAAUUGAAACCGACAAAGCGACCAUGGGCUUCGAAACGCCCGAGGAAGGCUAUCUGGCGAAAAUUCUUGUACAAGCCGGUCAAAAAGACGUCCCCAUUGGCAAGCUCGUCUGUAUUAUCGUGGAGAAUGAGUCGGAUGUAGCGGCAUUCAAGGAUUACAAAGAUACGGGUGCUGCUCCGGCGAAACCGGCUGCCGCUCCAGCCGCACCAUCGGCACCCGCUGCCGCACCACCAGCACCUACCCCACCGCCAGUGUCUGCCCCACCACCACCGCCACCGGCUGCACCGCAACCCAUGACGGCGGUGGAACAGCGAGGACCCCGUGUCUACGCUAGCCCAAUGGCCAAAAAGUUGGCCGAGCAGCAACGUUUACGGCUGGAAGGUAAAGGUUCCGGGUUGUUUGGUUCACUAACGUCUAAGGAUCUUGCAGGUAUGCAAGCGGCCGGAGCUGCUCCAACGGCCGGUGCACCAGCAGGGGCACCUUCCAUCCCGGCCGGUGCCGCCUACAUUGACAUCCCGGUGUCAAACAUUCGCGGUGUAAUUGCAAAGCGCCUGCUCGAAUCGAAGACCACCAUACCGCACUACUACUUGACGGUGGAUGUAAAUAUGGAUCAGGUGACGAAGCUGCGGGCCCGUUUCAACAAGCAGCUGGAAAAGGAAGGUGUGAAACUGUCGAUCAAUGAUUUCAUCAUCAAAGCGGCGGCCAUGGCAUGUAAAAAGGUACCGGAAGCCAACUCGGCCUGGAUGGAUACGGUGAUCCGACAGUUCGAUGCGGUGGAUGUGUCCGUGGCCGUGUCGACGGAUCGGGGACUGAUAACGCCGAUCGUGUUCUCGGCCGACCGGAAGGGAAUUUCCGACAUCAGCAAGGAUGUGAAGAAUCUGGCAGCGAAGGCCCGCGAAGGCAAGCUGCAACCGCAGGAGUUCCAGGGCGGUACGUUCAGCGUGUCGAACCUGGGCAUGUUCGGGGUGACCCAUUUCUGCGCCAUCAUUAACCCACCACAGUCGUGCAUUCUGGCUGUCGGCGGUACCCAGAAGCGUCUCGUACCUGAUAAGGAUUCGGAAGCUGGCUUCAAGGAAAGUGACUACGUUUCGGUAACGCUUAGCUGUGACCACCGUACGGUCGAUGGGGCUGUCGGUGCCCGCUGGUUGCAGUACUUCCGCCAGUUCCUGGAAGAUCCCAACUCGAUGUUGCUGUAAGGUGUUGUAAAAAAGUCUUCUUCGAUGGCCUGCUUGCUGUAAAACGAAACGAAAGUCCAACAUAAAGGGGUGCUAGGCAGAGCAAAACAUAACGGGGGGAUAAAACGGAAAGAGUAGAAAUAAUAACUAAUAGUAGUAGCCGCCGUAAGGGUCAGUAUGGAAAAGUAUUGAUGCUUUAGUUGCAUAAUUACUGCACUUGUGCGUACAAACGCCAUCUCAUUCGUCCUCGGGCAUCCUUGGUGUCUUACCGAUAAUGCAACACGCAAAGGAGAACAUCGGCCAGCGAAUGGUCCGUGCGCUUUGGACUGAUUUCCCUCCCUAGCAUGGAUUAUUGUUCCCCCCCACACACUCAGACACUCACACAUACAUAUGUACCAAAUAGUUCAUAGUUCCAUUAACCGAGAUUGACGAGCAAUACAACGCAAGGGCACUUUUAGCUGUAAAUGCUGCCGAAAGUAACCGAUUACCUGUUCAUAGUUGUAGGCCAUAGAGAGAUGUUAAACCGUUGUACAACAGAGGAACUGUUACAGUGCUGUUCCACUCAUUACUGACCGAUUAGUCACGAGGGAGGGAGAUAAAAACACACUCGAUAGAGGAAUCCGUACAAUGCAGCACAUCACAAACUUAGAUCUGCUCAGUUUUGCUGCAGUCCCUGGCAUAUAAGAACGGAGGGAAGCCAAUGAAAUGCGAAACAAAAUCAUCACCAUCUUUCCUAUGCUACUCUUUCACUUUAAUUCGGCAAUUAAAAUCGGCCAACAAAAGCGACCGACCGUGCUCAAGGCUGGGGCGACUCUUUUCGCACUUUUCGUAUCACCAUAAAAAAAUCCCUCGAGCCCAAAAUAUCCUUUCCCAUUACCGGAGCAAACUAAAAGCAUGGAUGAUCCACGCAGCAAAAGAGAAAACAAACAAAAGACACCACCACCAUCAACCUGCCGGAAGGGAACAUUUAGACGAAACUGGUCAAAUUGAUGAUUUGCUUGUUGAACAAGAUCUUAUUAUAUAGUUUUGUUUUAUGCGCUAUUAUUAUUUUUAAAACAUCGAGGAAUAAAUCAAAUUUAUUUAUUGGUUACCGUGGUUCAUCAAGGCACUUUAUGCGAUGCUGCAGCAAUUGCACUGAUUGUGUUUGUUUGCGUUACACAAUUUCUAAUUAAAGGGAAUAGUUUGGUCAACACACAGACACACACGGAGCGGUCAAUUUUCCGUCGUGACAAAGACAAUACGAUAACCACGCAAUGGCCAUUACGUCCUUGACACGUAUUUGAAUCUACAAUACUCGUUGUGAUCGUUUGAAUCGAAGAAUCAAUCAAUUUUAGUUACACAUCGUUACUACCAAAAACUCAACGUACCAGCGUGUAAAAUGUACUGCAAAAUGUCUGAUACAGCAUCAAAUACAAUACCAUUGGAGCUUA